GGAGGAGAGCGAACUACCGGCUGCCGGGAGGAAGCGGGGGUGGCGGGGCCGACAGCGGGGCAGAGGCCCGGGAACGGGAUGAGGUGGAGGCCCGGGAAGGCCGCUUCGUUGCUUGGGGUUGCGCUAUGCACCCGGCCUUGGCGGUGUGUUUGGUGUUCUGCGGCUGCUGCAGCAACGUGGUGUUCCUGGAACUGCUGGUCAGGCAGUUUCCAGGAUGUGGGAACAUAGUGACAUUCUCCCAGUUCCUAUUUAUUGCAGUGGAAGGCUUUAUCUUCGAAGCCAACUUUGGGAGGAAGCGGCCAGCCAUACCAAUGAGGUAUUACCUCAUCAUGGUGGCCAUGUUCUUCACUGUCAGUGUGGUGAAUAACUAUGCUUUGAACUUAAAUAUUGCCAUGCCACUGCACAUGAUCUUCAGAUCGGGCUCUCUCAUAGCAAGCAUGGCUCUAGGUAUCAUCAUUUUGAAAAAAAGAUACAGUUUGUCGAAAUACACGUCCAUAGCCCUGGUUUCCAUGGGGAUCUUUACCUGCACUUUCAUGUCUGCAAAGCAAGUGGCAUCCGACUCCAGCUUGAAUGAAGAGGAUGGACUCCAUGUUUUCUUGUGGUGGCUGCUAGGUAUUGCUGCACUCACCUUCGCCCUCCUCAUGUCUGCAAGAAUGGGAAUUUUCCAGGAGACACUGUACAAGCAGUUUGGGAAGCACUCCAAAGAGGCCCUUUUUUACAACCAUGCGUUACCACUCCCUGGCUUUGUCCUCCUGGCUCCAAACAUCUACCACCAUGCAGUUCUCUUCAGCCAGUCUGAGCCAUUCCAGAUCCCAGUGAUUGGGCUGACCAUGCCAAUCAUGUGGUUCUACCUCCUCAUGAAUGUCAUCACUCAAUACGUCUGCAUUCGGGGCGUCUUCAUCCUCACCACGGAGUGCACCUCCCUCACUGUCACACUGGUGGUGACGCUGCGCAAGUUCGUCAGCCUCAUCUUCUCCAUCCUCUAUUUCCGCAACCCCUUCACGGCCUGGCACUGGCUGGGCACUGCCUUUGUCUUCGUGGGGACUCUCAUGUACACAGAGGUGUGGAACAGCCUCGGGCCCCUCCUGGCCCGCUGGAGGAAGAGGCCGAAGGAGGAAUAGCAGCUGGAUACUCUCUGCAUGGACCUUUUUAUUGUUUUAUAGAGCAGAGCAGCAGGAAAUCCCCCUAAAGGGGGUCCUUUUUAUAACACAGGGGAGGUGUUGGCUGUGCCAAGCUCCUGGGAAACGUGGAGCCUCUGCUUGGAACCUGCCUGGAGUAAUGGAUUGUGGUGGGAGGAUACGGUUACAUUUGAGAGGUGCAUUUUGUUAUGCAACCCCUUUUGCUUCCCCCCCCUUUUCCCGCCCCCCAGCCCUUCACCUUCUCCUUCACAUUUAAAUAACCCUUUUAAAGUAAUUUAAAAGCUGACCCAACUCUUGAAUAGGAUCCCAACCUUGUGCUUUUCUGCAAUCCUCCCAGCUUUGUUGAGCUGAACCCUGAGCCCGUUUGGUGCCGUCCUUUAACAGUGAGGUUACUGUAGUGCAUGACUGAGCCCCAGGGAGCCACCAAGACACUGCUGUUCAUGGAGCAGGUUUUUAGUUACACUGGAAAUGCCAGGCUGUCCUUGUUGCCUGAUCCUACCACUUUUGCUGCGAGUUACAACCCAUAGCUUCCACUUUCUCCAGACUCUCUACCAGGGAGUGGCUUUGGGGACUUACCUGUCACUAAUAUCAUGAUGCUGCGCUGGUACUUAAUGAGGUGGAGGGUGUCAGGGGUUCCUGCUUCUGGUAGUCCUUAGUGUAGAUCACUUUUCAGCCACCUCUUCCUCCUUUUUCCAUCAUCCCAAGCGUGGCCACAGGGGAAUUUGUUACCUACAGUCAGCUGCAGUGAUUUGUGCUGAAUCACUUGUGUGCCUGGGACAUCCCAGUGUAGAAUCAUGGAACAGUUUGGCUUGGGAGGGACCUUUUAUGAACCCCACCACCAGAAAGGUUGCCUAAAGGCCCAUCCAGCCUGGUCUUGAGCAUUUUGAGGGAUGAUCCACGGCCUCUCUGGGCAGUCUGUUCCAGUGCCUCCCCACCCUCAGAGCGAAGAAUUUGUUUUUAACACCAAAUCUAACUCUUAUUUUAAAACAGCUACCCCUUGCCCUAUCACUACACACCUCAGGGUAAAAACAUUGCCAAGGAAUUUCAGAAGGGCCAGAACAGCUGAACUUACUUCUAUUGCUGGAAAGGGGCUGGUUUUCCUGUCUUUUUACCCAGCCCUCCCCUUUUCUUUCUGUCUCCCGCUCCUUGGGGAUCAGCUUCACUCAUGACAUUUCUAUGCACCCACUUGGUGCAGGACCAGUGUCCCAUACCAUCACCUCUUGCACAGCACAUGGGAACACUUGCAAGAGCUUUGGAUGCAUGUCUUCCAGGAAGGCAAAGAGCAGCACUGUUCUAGGAGCUGUUCAUGGUUGAGCAAAUCAAAGGUUGACGAGCAGCCUUGUCUUUCUUGGUCUUGAAGCAGCAGGGGAGCACAUGCAUGGAUUUUAUUGUCUUGAUUUUCCUUUAGCACCGUGGUUACUUCAUUGCGAUGCUCCCCCUAUUCAGCCAUGAGAGCAUCCAGUAGUGUCAAGUUGGUCACGUCAAGCUUGGCCAAGGGAGGACAGCAGUAAUCUGAUGUCCCUCCACCAACAUCUUCAUGGCUUUUGGCUUCAGUAUCUACAGCCCCUUCAGCACGAGAGCUGUGCUUGUGGUGCGUUGCUCCUGUCAGCAACAGAGCACCACACGGCCCUGGGUGUAGGGAGAAGAAAGAGCAAAACCUGCAGUACUUGUCAGUACUGCUAAUAAGCAAAGAAAAGAAGAAGAAGGAAAAACAAACAUGAUGCAAAGACAAUCCCUCACCGCCUCCCAGUUAAAACAACACCAACCACUCCCCGAGCAAUGGCUGCCAUCCCAAAACUCCUUCCCCUCCUUUCUAUUGCUGAUUUUUAUUGAGAGCAGCUGUGUGGCUGUCCCCCAGCUUAUUACCAGCCCAUGGCCUAGUCACAAUGAGGGCAGAGUGGGGGGGAAAAAGAGAAAGCAUCGACCCUGUGCUGCUCAGCAGUAGGUUAAACAUUGGUGUACUGUUAGCAUUAACCCCAUCCCAGCCAGAACCAGAUGAAGGUUUUGUCCUAGUUUGAUUUCUCCUGAGCCAGAAAAAAACCUUUUGUAUUAUCAGAACUGGGAUAUUUCCAAGGAUUUUCUGGAUGUGGAAACUAUUCCCCAGCAGCUUCCCUGUAUGUCGUGCAGCUCAGCUCUUGCUCGUGGCUGUGGUUUUUGCAGCCUGGGUUGAGGAGUUAGCAAAACAACAGCUCAGCAGGUGCCUGAGUGCCUGUAACAUAGUGUACAUAGCCUACUCCCCAGGUUGUUGCCCUUUGUAUCAAGAAAACUGCAUGUUGUCACCCAUUUCUGUGUGAUGAUGGUGCAUUUGGGAAUGUUUGGGUUCCUUUUUUUUUUUAAGCUGUAAUUCCCUCAAACCAGGUAUCAGUCAUGGGUUAUAUUUUUAUUGUUAUCCCAUACUUUUUUUUUUAACUGUCUGCUGUGUGAUUCUGUGUGUUUCCAAAUAUUUAUUGUUGUGGAAGUGUCAGCGAUUCCUUUUCUGCUGUGGGAGAGCUCCCCUGGUUUGUGAGGUGAAGGGAAGGUCCUUGCAAAAGUGCCCCAAUAGCCAGAAAUAAUAUUUGAAUCCUCCUUACCCAGAAUGGGGUACUGAUCUGUUUGGGUUUUACGUUUGGAGUGGAAAUGAUAGAGUGAUAGGACCCUUUUUUGUUUUUCUUUUAGCAGAGGCAGGCAAAGUGAUGAGCCAAGAUGCUUUUAGACCAGCACUUUGGAUUGACAGCCUUUGGGUUGGCUGGUUGGGCUUGGGGGCAUUUUUGAUGUUGAGGUUUGGUUUUGUUGAACAAAAUAAAUAUCUCCUGUUCAAAACAUGA
Messenger RNA from Centrocercus urophasianus (Greater sage-grouse), 3943 nucleotides. RefSeq names its product solute carrier family 35 member B4 (gene SLC35B4). Gene Ontology annotation, cellular component: endoplasmic reticulum membrane; Golgi membrane. The transcript is spliced from 10 exons. Bases 126 to 1121 code for a protein of 331 amino acids. Gene Ontology annotation, biological process: transmembrane transport. NCBI's taxonomy places the organism in Eukaryota, Metazoa, Chordata, Aves, Galliformes, Phasianidae. Gene Ontology annotation, molecular function: UDP-N-acetylglucosamine transmembrane transporter activity; UDP-xylose transmembrane transporter activity. The record is from RefSeq and is a predicted model, not a curated record.